Pelecanus crispus (Dalmatian pelican) is the source of this 372-nucleotide messenger RNA. Its product is annotated as protein S100-A12-like. Gene Ontology annotation, molecular function: calcium ion binding. The record is from RefSeq and is a predicted model, not a curated record. Lineage: Eukaryota; Metazoa; Chordata; Aves; Pelecaniformes; Pelecanidae.
AUGAAAACCGACUUGGAGCUCGCCUUGGAGUGUGUUGUCAACAUCUACCACCAGUAUGCCAUGAAAUGGCCCAUAGAUGACUACCUGAACAGGACCGAGUUCUCCAUGCUGCUCAAGGAGACUGCCAAGCCCUUCCUCCACAACACUAAGCCACCUAACAUGUCCACCGAUGACUACAUAAGCUCACUCUUCGUCAGAGCAGACCGCAACCGCAAUGGUCGCCUGAAGUUCACCGAGUUCCUGACCACGCUGAGCCUCGUAGCCAUUGAUGCCCACAACAGGUUCCACCAGCAUCCACAUGCUAGUCAGGGCCAGGGCCAGGACCACGUCCAGGACCAGAGCCACGGUCACGGCCACAGCCAUGGUCACUGA